This is a messenger RNA of Capsella rubella, 1260 nucleotides long. Its product is annotated as auxin efflux carrier component 5. The coding region runs from base 119 to 1177 and encodes 352 amino acids. Gene Ontology annotation, cellular component: endoplasmic reticulum; plasma membrane. Gene Ontology annotation, biological process: auxin polar transport; auxin export across the plasma membrane. Lineage: Eukaryota; Viridiplantae; Streptophyta; Magnoliopsida; Brassicales; Brassicaceae. Gene Ontology annotation, molecular function: auxin efflux transmembrane transporter activity. The transcript has 5 exons. The record is from RefSeq and is a predicted model, not a curated record.
GCUUAGAAAGCUUAAUUCAGUUUCUUUCCUUUCGUUUACUACCAUUGCAAACUCCCUCGAAGUCCUAAAAACAAAUUUUAUACUAUAACUAUUAACAUUUGUUUCUCUAACUAAAACCAUGAUAAGUUUUGGAGAUGCUUACAAAGUAAUCGAAGCAAUGGUUCCGCUCUAUGUAGCCUUAAUCUUAGGCUACGGUUCUGUGAAAUGGUGGAACAUCUUCACUCGUGAUCAAUGCGAUGCCAUAAACAGGCUCGUUUGCUACUUCACCCUGCCGCUUUUCACCAUCGAGUUUACGGCUCAUGUUGACCCAUUCAACAUGAAUUACCGGUUCAUCGCGGCCGAUGUCCUCUCUAAGGCCAUCAUAGUCACGGUCUUAGCGUUUUGGGCCAAAUAUAGCAACAAAGGAAGCUAUAGUUGGUCCAUUACUAGUUUCUCUCUUUGCACUCUUACUAACUCUCUUGUCGUCGGUGUGCCAUUGGCUAAGGCAAUGUACGGGAAACAGGCUGUUGAUCUCGUGGUUCAAUCCUCCGUGUUUCAAGCCAUCGUAUGGCUCACGCUCUUGUUGUUUGUCUUAGAGUAUAGAAGAGCUGGAUUUAGUAGUAAUGGUAGUGGCGAUUCGAAAGUUGAAAACAUCAAUAUCGAAAGUGGAAAAAGAGAAACUGUGGUUGUGGGAGAGGAGAAGUCGUUCCUUGAGGUCAUGUCCCUCGUGUGGUGGAAGCUUGCAAUGAAUCCGAAUUGCUAUUCUUGCAUCCUUGGUAUCGCAUGGGCUUUUAUUUCUAACAGAUGGCAUCUGGCGAUGCCGGGCAUAUUGGAGGGAUCGAUUCUAAUAAUGUCAAAAGCUGGAACAGGAACAGCCAUGUUCAAUAUGGGGAUAUUCAUGGCACUUCAAGAGAAGUUGAUAGUAUGUGGAACAAGCUUGACUGUGAUGGGGAUGCUCUUGAAGUUUAUCGCUGGACCUGCCGCCAUGGCCGUAGGUUCUAUAGCCUUUGGCCUCCACGGCGAUGUCCUCCGCGUCGCCAUCGUUCAGGCUGCCUUGCCACAAUCAAUCACUUCGUUCAUCUUUGCUAAAGAAUAUGGAUUACAUGCAGAUGUUCUAAGCACAGCGGUGAUAUUCGGGAUGUUGGUCUCUCUACCUGUGCUCGUCGCUUACUACGCAGCUUUGGAAUUUAUCCAUUGAUUCAAAUUAAUAAUUAAAUUCGAUCAUAUAUCAAUGUUUCUCUCUAAUUACCUGAUCUGGUCAAUGAUCUUUCACAACUACUA